AUGACCAAAGUCCAAAUCCCAGCAGGCAAGACCUGGUUCGACGUCCAGACACGGCACUUUGCAGACGUUCCCGUCUCUGCAGAGCAAGAAGUGUCGACCGCGGAGUUUCUCGAAGCGACCGAAUCUACAACGACCAUCUUCGACCUGCUGGGCUCUGCGAUAUUCACACCCAUGAAACAAGACAUGUUGUUCAACGUGAACCGGGUGCGGGAGCGACAGAAGCUUGCUCCCGAAGUCUCGUCCACACUCCAAGGCCUGGUCAAGGACGAACUGACGGCAAAAGCCCACAACGCCGCCGACGGACUGACUUGGCUGGUUCGCGGACUCGACUUCAUGGUCCAGGCGUUCAAGGCCGACAUGACGGCCAACAAGGGUGUCGCGGCGUCGGAUCGAUACCCGAAGAAAGAAGUCGGCGAUCUCUUUCGAGAGAGUUACAAACUCACCCUGGCUCCAUAUCACAGUGUUGUGAUCCGACCGAUCUUCAGAGCAGCGAUGGUUGCCGCACCUCGUCGCAAGGACUUUUAUAUCCGGCUGAGUGGGCAGGGCACAGAUUUGGAACUUACACGGGAGGGCUUGGAGAAAUGGACCGCUGCACUGGAGCCAAUCGUGGCUAUUCUACAGGCGUUUCUCGCCAGUCAAGAGAUCAAGCGGUGA
This is a messenger RNA of Capronia coronata CBS 617.96, 654 nucleotides long. RefSeq lists its product as uncharacterized. Gene Ontology annotation, cellular component: cytosol; membrane; cytoplasm. NCBI's taxonomy places the organism in Eukaryota, Fungi, Ascomycota, Eurotiomycetes, Chaetothyriales, Herpotrichiellaceae. The transcript has a single exon. Bases 1 to 654 code for a protein of 217 amino acids. Gene Ontology annotation, molecular function: ceramide 1-phosphate transfer activity; ceramide 1-phosphate binding. Gene Ontology annotation, biological process: ceramide transport; intermembrane lipid transfer. The record is from RefSeq and is a predicted model, not a curated record.